AUGUCUCAAGCAAAUGGAUAUACUCCCAAGGAUGCGGGCGCUCCGAAGCAUAAUGCCUGGGUUGGCAGCGCCGGGGCAGCCGGCACGGAUCUCAGAAGCGACACGAUGACGACGCCAACGGCCUCCAUGCUUGCCGCUAUCCAAUCAUGCACGCUGUUGGAUGAUGUCUUCAGCGAAGACCCUACGACCAUUGACCUGGAGAGCCACUGUGCGGCCCUGACUGGCAAGGAAGCCGGGCUGUUUGUCUUGUCGGGCACCAUGGGGAACGUCCUGGCGCUGCGGUCUUUGCUGACACAGCCGCCGCAUGGCGUGUUGUGCGACUACCGUUCGCACAUUGUGAGAUAUGAGGCUGGAGGGGUCGCCACACUAACUGGCGCUCUCGUCAAGGCGGUCGUGCCAAAGAACGGUGUCUAUCUCACUCUGGAAGAUGUCAGGGCAAACGUCCAUCUUGAUGAUGACGUUCAUACAUGCCCGACGCGUGUCAUCAGUUUGGAGAACACGCUCAAUGGCAUGAUUAUGCCGCUGGAAGAGGCGCGACGCAUCUCUGCCUUUGCCCGGGAGCAUGGUCUCAAGAUGCACUGCGAUGGAGCACGGCUCUGGGAAGUCGCCGCGUCGGGCGCCGGCAGCCUGGUUGAGUUUGCUUCGUGUUUCGACACGGUGAGCCUCUGCUUCUCUAAGGGCCUAGGUGCCCCAAUCGGGAGCGUACUGGUCGGUAGUGGGGACAUAAUCAAGCACGCACGCUGGGUGAGGAAGUCCAUCGGCGGCGGACUGCGCCAGUCCGGCGUCGUCACGGCCGCUGCGCGAGUUGCCGUGGAUGAGACAUUCGGUAAGGGGCCAAACGGCGAGGGCGGCCUGCUAAAGACCACGCAUUCUCUCGCACAAGAGAUAGCAAAGAUGUGGACGGACCUGGGCGGCAAGCUCGUUCAUCCUGUGCAUACCAACAUGGUCUGGCUUGACUUGGAUGAUGCUAACUGCCCGGGUGCCAAGUUUGAGGAACUCGGCAAAGAGGCCGGCCUCAAGCUCAUGGGCGGCCGACUGGUCAUCCACUACCAGAUCUACCAGAACCGUGACUUUGUCAUCCCGAGGCUAGCACGCAUUUUCGAGGCGGUCUUGGAGGCCAGAGCGCGGGGUAGUUUGGCCGACAAGAGCGGUGACGGAGAAGUUUCCAUGUACCGCUCGCAAUAG
Molecule: messenger RNA, 1185 nt
Organism: Chaetomium strumarium
Lineage: Eukaryota; Fungi; Ascomycota; Sordariomycetes; Sordariales; Chaetomiaceae
Product: pyridoxal phosphate-dependent transferase
Exons: 3
Coding region: 1-1185 (394 amino acids)
Biological process (GO): glycine biosynthetic process; L-threonine catabolic process
Cellular component (GO): cytosol
Molecular function (GO): L-allo-threonine aldolase activity
Source: RefSeq, a predicted model, not a curated record